AUGUCUUGCCCAUCGCCUGAGCAGUCCGAGGGCGUCGCGCUCAUCCGGGACGCCACGCGGGCCAACAAAUGGGCGACCAGUCACAGCGUGCCUCCUCCAGCGCCCGCUUACGGUCGCUCAAACAUUCCCAAAGCGCCCUCAGUCAAGACCGUUGCAGUCAACCGCGAGCGAAAGCUACCGAUUCGCGAGCGUCUUCGGCAGUGGACCGCUGAGCAAGACCAGCAACAUGCCCGGGCUAUGCCGCCAGACGUUUUCAUCUACGGAACCAUUGCCAACAGCCUCAACCGGACUCAGACGACUGGUUCAUCUGAUCUGGACCAGCUCAGGUCUACUGAUGCAAGUUCGGCUAACGGCGUGGGCGCCGAACCAGGCCGAGAAGACGCUGAGCUCGCCGUGACCGUCGAUUCGAGAGCACCAGGCGAUCUUGUGGAGCUCAGGCAGAGCGGCUCGCGAAUGCCCGUCUUUGCGGUAUAUCUUGGCUUCUUUGGCGACAGGAACCACUUCUAUGCUGUCAAUGGCAAAUGGAUCACUAGCAUGGGAUUCACGUCCUUGUUCACAGUGGCCAACUUUGCGACGCCCUCCGAACUCGAAUCUGUGCUUGCCAAGAUCCCGAAGAGUGCAACGCCAGAGGACUUUGACGAGCUCCGACGAAGUGAAAGGGGCCCUUCUCGGGAGGACGGUAUUGUGUUGAUUAACAGGAUGAACGACUUCCGCAGAAAGUCCGAAUCGAUAUACCAAACGAAUCUUGCGAGGCUGGACGGCGCUCGCACGCUGCUUUCUAACUCUCGCAAUGUCAAGUAUCUCAGCUUGUUUGAGAUUGCGGAUGUACUCUUGCCGGCGACUCUCAAGGGCGAGCACGGCUUUCACCCUCCCGCGCUUUAUGCUGUGCAUACCGCCCUAUACCGCAAUGAGGUGGGGUUUGUGCCCUUGAGCCCCUCCAGCGAUUGCCAUCGCCGUGACCACCUGUUCGAGGUGUCUCCGCAGAAUUUUACAAACAUCAUCAACAGGAUCGCCAUGAUGGUGCGGGAAUACACAGACGCCAGCGCGAAGCGUACGAGGCCACUUCGCCCGGCUGAGCUGGAGGAAACGACGCUCGGCCAAUUUGUCCUGCAAGCACGAGAGGCAGUCUCUCGCAGUCGUCAGCAGCGUGAGUGGACGCCUCACGGCAUCCUCAAAACGUCGUCUGGAACCGACCUGAAGAAGGUGGACUGGACCCAGCCAAGCAAGGAUGUAAUCACGUUCUUGGAAUGGUGGGCGAGCUACGAUCUGUUUGACGCAGGCUCCCGGUUCCACUCCUACGGCGCCCUCAUCCUGCGAGCGCUGGGCCUUUACCAGGAUGCGUCGCUUGACCAAAGCACUGCUUGGACUUUUCUCCAAGAGGUCGGAGUCAUCGCACCUUGGGAGAUACUUUCGCGCUACAGAGUACGGUUCCCCAACGUCACAAUAGAUAGGGGCGGAGGUCUCGUGCGUGACCAGCCAAAGGACCUCGAGCAGUCCAUGCGGCCAGACAUCGCAGCAGACGCAAGGAGGCAGCAGUCUGGCGCCACGAUCUUCUGCAUCGACGCCCCGUCGACAGUGCUCAUAGACGACGGCGUUUCUUUGGAGUAUACCGACAAGGCGGACGAAUUCUGGAUACACAUCCACGCAGCGGACCCUGCAUCAGCCAUUGCACCAAACUCGGAGCUCUGCAAGUUCAUGGAGCUCAUCCCUGAGAAUAUCUAUCUCCCCGGACAUUUUCAGGCCAUGCUGCCCUCGGAGCUCGCCGAGGAGGAUUCCAAGGACUACGGGUCUGAGAGCCUCACUACGAGAUUCUCACUUCGCUCUGGAGGGCCGGCUCUCACGUUCAGCGCCAAGGUCAACGAUGCUGGCGACAUUCUGGACCAGAAGAUCGAGCCUAGCGUCCUCGACAAGGUCAAAUACUUGGAUCCUGAGGACGUCUCGUCGUUUUGCAGCGAGCCUUCUCCUCCACUCUCUCAUGGUUACCAUCUGUCGGUAGGAACACGUCCGACCCAGGAACAAGCACUGCCUGCACGCCCCAUCAUAGCGGCUAGGAAUUUGGAGACCACUGAGCAAAAUGAUCUCCUGACGCUGUAUCGACUCGCCGAGGCGAUCAAGCAAAAACGGUUAUCUAAAGGAGCAUGGCCUUACUUCUUCCCCAGACCUUCAGUCUCCGUGGCGUUCAACGAAGUCGCGCGAGGCGAUUCGGCACAGCCGGCGACGCGGCUCCCCGCGGAUCCGUACAUCGAAGUUGGACAAGAGGCGUCCAACGGCUGCUCUGUUGUGGCAAAUUCGAUGGUGCUGGCUGGACACAUCGCCGCGCGCUGGUGCUCGUCACGUGGGAUACCAGUUCCAUACCGUCGGGACAUGAAGACGGCUCAGAACUUCGAUGCUGCCUUUGAGUACGCGACAAAGGAGAUAUAUCCUCUCAUUCGGGAAGGCAUCGAGCCGACCCCAGGGCAACGGCAGGAGCUGUCCAGGCUGACUGGGGGUAUCGAGAUCUCAUCGCAGCCAGGUCCAUACUUCUUGCUCGGGUUGGACAUGUACGCGAAAUCCACGUCUCCACUUAGACGCUUCUCGGAUCUCCUCGUUCACUGGCAGAUUCACGCUGCACUGGCAUAUGAACGUCGGAUGAAUCGUGCUAUAGACCCGGCGGUGGACGACAUUGGAAAGAUUCUACCCUUCACCAGUGCCGAGCUCAGCAAUACCUUGCCGCUUCUGCAAAUGCGCGAGAAGAUGGCUAGGGCCGUGUCCCGAGGAACAUUGGAUUGGAUCCUCAUCGCCUUGGUUAGAGCGUGGCGAUUCGAAGGCACGGCACCGCGAACCCUCCGAUUCAAGGUUGGCUCCCGUUGGCGCCAAGGCCUCCUUGGGCGCCUCGACAUGUUCGAUCUCAACGCAGUGCUGGACAUUGCCGGGCUGGACGGCGUGCGCCUCAUCAAGGACGUGCAAGUGGGCGACGAGUUCGAGGUGGAGCUCGCCGACGUCAACGUGCACUCGAGGCAGAUCCUCGUCCGGGCCACGCGAUACCUUGGUGGGGACAGCAGGUGUCACAGUCGCGCUCAACCUGAGCAGUGGUCGGUGAACCAGCAGCCGAGGCCCACGCUGACGACAGGGCCGGGCGCAUGA
This is a messenger RNA of Purpureocillium lilacinum, 3123 nucleotides long. RefSeq lists its product as uncharacterized. Gene Ontology annotation, molecular function: RNA binding; 3'-5'-RNA exonuclease activity. The record is from RefSeq and is a predicted model, not a curated record. Lineage: Eukaryota; Fungi; Ascomycota; Sordariomycetes; Hypocreales; Ophiocordycipitaceae.